AUGCAUGCCGACGACGUGCGUAAAAAUGUGAACUUACGCUUCUUGCUGGUCACAGCUCAUGAUGUGAACUACAAGAUUGGGUUUUUGUGCUCAGUGGUGAAUGAAGCAUACUGCAAGAAGCAUGGCUACGGUUUUGCACGGGUCGUGCGCAGCCAAGAGGAGAUGUACAAAUUGUCGUCGGGCCGGCACCUUGCGUGGGGGAAAGUGGCUAUCCUCAGAGACCUGUUGCAGAGGUCAGGGAAGACAGUUUCUCCCUGCAUUGAGGUCAGGGCCCAGGAUUUCGAUUAUGUUGUUUGGAUUGAUGCUGAUGCGAUGAUUUUGAACCACAAUCUGAAGCUUGAACAUUUCGUCACAUUGGCACAGGAAGCGGACUUCAUCAUCGGUGAAGAUAUGGCAGAUACAGAUUUUCUCAACACUGGCCUCAUGUUCUUCCGUACUUGCUCUGGGUGGUGCGAGGAUCUUAUUCAGAAGUGGUGGAACGACAGCGAAACCAGAUGGCAUCAGGAAGUAUGCUGGGAUCAAACCGGUCUGUGCUGCUUGCUGCAAGCACAGGGCCUUGUAGACCAGAAAAAGCAUUGGUUCAGCUGGUGUGGUGGACCACAACAUAAACGAAUGCAGAACAUGUUCGUUUUUGAUUGCGGCAGUUUCAAUUUCAAGUAUCUCAACAGCUGUAAAUUCGUGUUUCAUGCGGUUGGAGAACGAGAACUUGCUUUCUCGUUCUCACGGCAACUGCUGCGAAAGGAGGACAGGCUGUAUGCAGCCGUACGUGAUGGCUUCGUGGAAGGUGGCUGGGAUGUGGAAGUGCUUGAAGAUUCGAGUUCGGUGUCUCCCAUGCGGUCUGGUGAUGUCGACUCUGCUACCUUACAACUGCAGCAGGCUCUACAGUUCUGGCGGGCAUACGGUAUUUCUCGCUCCGGAAUGCGUGGGCAGCCUCCACCCCUUGGUUGGGGCUGUCAGAUGCCAGCCCUGUGCCUCAAUGCCGAAAAUCUUGUGGCAUCGUCACAGGGUUCUGCUGUGCUGCAGCUGCGUGAGGUGCUGUCCGCUCGCAGAUUGCCAGUGUGGAUUGUCGCUUGUCCGGACUUGCCUCAAAAAUGCUUCAGCCAUUCGCAUAUUUUACAUGCGCUGGGCGAGGUGCCGGUACGUUUACAGCGUCCAGCACCGAGCGGCAAAAAUGGGCUCCUCACGUGCAUAGCCCGGUUCUGGCAGCUCUGGGACUAUGCUACGGGCUGCCCCCCACCCUUCUCUCCACUCAGCGCCACCAGCACCAGCCCGUGGUGUCUCAGGGGUUGGAAUCAAUGGCAGCUGGCCCCGCAAGCUUCAAGCCUGCUGGAAGCUGCAGCGUCCUUUCCAUCCUGGAUGCAUCAG
Messenger RNA from Symbiodinium sp. CCMP2456, 1365 nucleotides. NCBI's taxonomy places the organism in Eukaryota, Dinophyceae, Suessiales, Symbiodiniaceae. The record is from the annotation of a GenBank genome assembly.